Molecule: messenger RNA, 885 nt
Organism: Toxorhynchites rutilus septentrionalis
Lineage: Eukaryota; Metazoa; Arthropoda; Insecta; Diptera; Culicidae
Exons: 1
Coding region: 1-885 (294 amino acids)
Source: RefSeq, a predicted model, not a curated record
AUGACACUGCCCAGGAAAUCAACUUUGAGGAAGGGCUCCCUCCAUCAUAAAACUCUUUUACGACGUAGAAGUAAUAUUCUUGGAUCGGUUGAAUUGAUUCAGACCUUCAACGACGAUUUCGAAGUGACCCAAGUUGACCAGGUGGCGAUUAGAAUAGAGCGACUUGAUGAGCUCUGGGAAAAAUUUGAGGUUGUCCAAGAUGAAAUCGAAGUAAUUGAGGAUGAGGAACAAGAAUUCUCGGAAACUCGCCAACGAUUUCAAAAUCAUUACUUCGAACUGAAGGCAGCUCUAGUUAGGAAACUUCCCCAACGUGAUCCCACACCAACUGUUAGACAGCCCUCGUUUUUACCCCCUGCUCCUCAAACCAUGUCCGUUAAACUUCCUGAAUUGAAGAUACCGGAAUUCCGCGGUCAUCCGGAAGAGUGGAUAGAGUUCUACGAUUUGUUCAAAUCCGUAAUUCAUUGUAACACUCAACUCUCGAACGUUCGAAAACUCCAUUACUUGCGUGGUUCGCUCAAGGGUGAAGCUUCUCGCUUGAUUUCAUCCUUUUCGAUUACUGGAGACAACUACUUGAUAGCUUGGAAGACGGUAUGCGACCGAUAUGAGAACACGAAUUUUCUUAUCAAACAGCACAUGUCUGCCAUCUUGAAAAUCAAUUCCAUAAAGAAGGAGUCUUCAUCGGCAUUGGCUGAGUUAGCUGAUGAGUUCAAUCGUCAUGUCGGAAUUCUCAAUAAGCUCGAGGAAGGAAAUGCUCAUUGGAACUCCUUCCUAGUGGAACGUCUAAGUAGUCUGUUAGAUAAGAAAUCACUGAUGGCUUGGGAGAGUCAGUGUAAGGAGGAAGAAAAACCGAGAUAUGAAGAUCUCCUCGAUUUUAUGCAUAUGUAA